AUGAAAAUGGAGAAGUGUGACCUCCAAGUUCUCACAGUAGGGGAAGGAUCAGAGGCAGCAAGAAAAACCCCUCACGUUCUCCAGCCUGGAAGCAUCAGAGAAUUCCUGGAAAGGACAUCAGGAGAUCUGAUGCAUCAGCAAGCAGGGAAAGGAUCCCUUUCCCAUGCACACUGGGAUGCCCAGUGGCAGGAGUUUCUCAGGAUAGUGGAAAACCCUCACUCUGGAUGGGGAAUCCCACACUUACCAGAGAAACCGUCACACUGGGAGGACGCCAAGGCCUUUCUGGCCUCCUUUGAGCAAGUGGCUGAAGCCUGUCAGUGGCCCCAGGAAGAGUGGGUGACCCGAAUCCUGCCAGCCCUCAGUGGAGAAGCUGAGAAGGCCUUUAAAGGACUGGGUGUCAGAGACAGGGAGGAUUAUGGGAAGGUGAAGGCAGCCAUCUUGCGAGGGGAUGCCUUGAGCCGAGAGAAGCAGCGUCAGCAGUUCAGGCGUUUCUGCUACCAGGAGGCCGAGGGGCCAAGAGGGGCCUACAGCCAAUUGCGGGAAAUGUGCCGCGGGUGGCUGAGAGUGGAGAAUCACAGCAAGGAGCAGAUCCUGGAGCUCUUGAUCCUGGAGCAGCUGCUGAGCGUCCUGCCAUUAGAGAUCCAGAGCCGAGUGAGAGAGAGCAGCCCUGAGAGCUGUUCCCAGGUGGUGGCCCUGGCAGAGGAGUUCCUCUCAAGGCAGGAGAAGCAGGUGCCCUUGGAGGAGGCAUCCAGGAGCGUCUCCCAGGCAGGCCGGGAUCCGUGUGACAGUGAGCAGAUGCAGUUUUGUGUGGAAACCAAAGAGGAGGAGGAUGGAGAUGCCAACCUGUUGGCAGGGGAUGCAGAUGAUUUUGGAGAACAACAUCAAUUAUCAGAAAAAGCCAAGAAUGAAGAUCUGAACGGCAGCUUCAGGGAUCGAGAUGGACCACAGAGGGAGGAGGGAAGCUACAUGGUGGAGAGGAGGGAUGAACUAAUUCUUUGCCAAGUAGGGGAGUUCCAGGAAUUUCCAGUCCAGCAAGAAAAGCCGACCCAGGAUAGGAAGAACAAAUUCCUUAAUGGACACUUGGGAAGCCCCAAAGGAGAGAAGUUGAAUAAAAACAUGAAGUUAGGGAAGAGCUUUGGUCACAUCACAAAUGUUUCUGCAUCAUCGACACUCCACACAGGGGAGAUACUGUACAACUGCUCUGACUGUAGCAAAAGCUUUAAGAUAAAAUCUAAUUUCCUGAAACAUAAGGCAAUGCAUGCCAAGGUGAAGCCAUACAGAUGUUCUGAGUGUGGGAAGAGCUUUGGACAGAGCGCAGGCCUGAUUUCUCACGAACGGAUUCACACGGGAGAGAAGCCGUACAGAUGCUCGGAGUGCGGGAAGAGAUUCAGUCACAAACUGAGCCUCAAUAUCCACGAGAGAGUUCACACGGGGGAGAGACCAUAUCAGUGCUCGGAAUGUAGCAAGAGCUUUUGUGACAAAUCAAAUCUCACCAAGCACAAGAGGAUCCAUACGGGGGAGAAACCCUACCAGUGCCCAGAGUGUGGGAAGAGCUUCAAUCGGAGCACAGCCCUCACUUCGCAUCAGAGGAUCCACACACAAGAGAAGCCGUACGAAUGCCCCGAGUGUGGAAGGAGUUUCAGUCAGCGUGCAACCCUUAUUUCACACCACAGAAUUCAUAUGAUGGAAAAUUCCCACACCAGCCUCCCAGUACAAUUAGGUAAUCAAACUGGGUUCUGGCCUUCUGAUGCGCAGAGGGCAGUUACAUGAAGAAGGGCCUUUGUAGUGACUGCCCCUUUGCUGCAGACC
Messenger RNA from Euleptes europaea (tarantolino), 1809 nucleotides. RefSeq names its product zinc finger and SCAN domain-containing protein 31-like. Gene Ontology annotation, molecular function: RNA polymerase II cis-regulatory region sequence-specific DNA binding; DNA-binding transcription factor activity, RNA polymerase II-specific. The transcript is spliced from 3 exons. Lineage: Eukaryota; Metazoa; Chordata; Lepidosauria; Squamata; Sphaerodactylidae. The record is from RefSeq and is a predicted model, not a curated record. Bases 1 to 1770 code for a protein of 589 amino acids. Gene Ontology annotation, biological process: regulation of transcription by RNA polymerase II.